AUACGGCUAAAAAAAGAGUAUAACGAUAAUUGAAGAAAUUUUAACAUCACUGCAACUAAAGCGCGUUUACUUAUAUAGGACAUAGGUUAUCAACUUUGUCAUAUCAUUAUUCCCUUCUAUAGAAUCAUUUACAAAAAGAAUCAAAAUGUUAAAUUGUACUUUAAAUCAGCGGGAAAUUCGAUAUCGAAAUUUAAAUAAUUUCACAAAAGAAGUUCAUAAAGAAAUCACAGAGCUUACUUCUGCCUUAGGUUGGACAAUGGAAAGUAUAGAAAUCGAUAAUGAUAACCAUCUGAUAUGUCCAUACGAUUCAUCACAUCGCAUUGGAAAAGAAAACUUAGAUCAACAUUUAGAGCUUUGUCAAUGGAAAGAAGAUGGUUACAGUGAAUUCGAUGUGCCAUUGUCUGAACCAAACUUAUCUUUAUGCUCUCCUUUUUCCAUAAAAUUGGAUGUAUAUUUACAAAAUAAUAUUCUACAAGAAGCAAAAAGAAAAGAUCCAACCAUAAGAAUCGGUUUGGGUGAACGGUUAAUUCCACGAACAUGUGAUAGAAUCUUCGCAGAUUUUACUCCUGAUGAAAGGAAAAUACUACACAAGUAUAUUGUUUCGCAUACUAGUAAUAUGAAUGAUGGACAUAAUUUUGCUGAUACGGGUAAACUACAAUGUCAGGACAAGGAAGAUAAAAAAUUAUCGUUCUUAGAGUUACUCGUGCAAGAACGUAAUUUAAAAAGACGCAGAGCCAAACAUAGAGGCGUUCAUACAAAUAAAAAAUCUCACACAGAAAUUCUUAGAGAGAUUAUAAAUCAAGAAAUGGAGUUAUACAUUGAUCAUAUAUCAGGCACGCGUCAAACUGAUCAUGAUGCAAAAGUCGUGGAUCUUCUGGAAGCUCAAACUUCAAAAAAACGUCUAGAUAAUGUAAUGCAAAACACGUCUUCGGCGUUUAACGAUUGUAAUCUCUUUCUCAGAGAGUCGAAAGAUUAUCACGGAAGCAGUAGUUUCCGAAAGGAUCGUAUCGAAACAACGCAUGCAUCUUCGUUAAAGAACCAAGAGUCACGAGAUAAGAAUUCGCAAACUACAACGGAACCCUGGAAAGUGCGAAAGGAGCGCAAACAUAAAAGAUCUCAUUCCAGAGAACGAGAUUAUAACAAAAAAAGGAAGCAACAUUACCACCGUGAGGCCUGUAUGAGUACAGAAGCGCAAUAUGAUGAAACUGAAAAAUUUUAUCGUUGA
This is a messenger RNA of Dufourea novaeangliae, 1225 nucleotides long. Its product is annotated as U11/U12 small nuclear ribonucleoprotein 48 kDa protein-like. NCBI's taxonomy places the organism in Eukaryota, Metazoa, Arthropoda, Insecta, Hymenoptera, Halictidae. The coding region runs from base 146 to 1225 and encodes 359 amino acids. The transcript is spliced from 5 exons. The record is from RefSeq and is a predicted model, not a curated record. Gene Ontology annotation, cellular component: nucleoplasm; U12-type spliceosomal complex; cytosol.